Haliaeetus leucocephalus (bald eagle) is the source of this 876-nucleotide messenger RNA. It is a transcript of the gene MSX1, whose product is annotated as msh homeobox 1. Gene Ontology annotation, molecular function: RNA polymerase II transcription regulatory region sequence-specific DNA binding; DNA-binding transcription factor activity, RNA polymerase II-specific. Gene Ontology annotation, biological process: regulation of transcription by RNA polymerase II; embryonic morphogenesis. NCBI's taxonomy places the organism in Eukaryota, Metazoa, Chordata, Aves, Accipitriformes, Accipitridae. The record is from RefSeq and is a predicted model, not a curated record. Gene Ontology annotation, cellular component: nucleus. The transcript has 4 exons. The coding region runs from base 1 to 867 and encodes 288 amino acids.
AUGUCGUGUGAUUGCCGGGCCGGGCCGGGCGGCGGCACCGGUGCUGCCCGCCUCGCAGGAGCGCUCAGCCGGGCGGCACGAAUCGGGAGGGGAACGGAAUGGAUCCGUGCGAGCUGUACCGUCGGCGAACGAGGUCUGGGCAGUGUGCGCUCACCCGAAUCUGUAGGAGCGCACGGGGGUAGCCUGGAAGUCGCCCACAAACCGUCUUCGCCUCGAGGGAUCGUACACGAGCAUAGCACAACGUGGGCGAGCCUCAGCCCCCGCCUGGGCGCCCUGACGGCGGAGGCGCCGGCCUCCCCGCUGCCCCUCGGCGGCCACUUCUCCGUCGGGGGGCUGGUCAAGCUGCCCGAAGACGCCCUCGUCAAGGCGGAGAGCCCCGAGAAGCAGGAGCGGAGCCCCUGGAUGCAAAGCCCGCGGUUCUCGCCGCCUCCCCCGAGGCGCCUGAGCCCCCCGGCCUGCACCCUGCGCAAGCACAAGACGAACAGGAAGCCCCGGACACCUUUCACCACGGCGCAGCUGCUGGCCCUCGAGAGGAAGUUUCGGCAGAAGCAGUACCUGUCCAUCGCCGAGCGCGCCGAGUUCUCCAGCUCGCUCAGCCUCACCGAGACCCAGGUGAAGAUCUGGUUCCAGAACCGCCGCGCCAAGGCUAAGCGGCUCCAGGAGGCAGAGCUGGAGAAGCUGAAGAUGGCAGCGAAGCCCAUGCUCCCGCCUGCUGCUUUCGGCAUCUCGUUCCCGCUGGGCGGCCCGGCCGUAGCUGGCGCCUCUCUGUACGGCGCCUCGAGCCCUUUUCAGCGGGCUGGGCUGCCUGUGGCUCCUGUGGGACUGUACACAGCGCACGUGGGAUACAGCAUGUACCACCUCACAUAGAGCUGAGCC